Emericellopsis atlantica is the source of this 405-nucleotide messenger RNA. RefSeq lists its product as uncharacterized. The record is from RefSeq and is a predicted model, not a curated record. The transcript is spliced from 2 exons. NCBI's taxonomy places the organism in Eukaryota, Fungi, Ascomycota, Sordariomycetes, Hypocreales, Bionectriaceae. The coding region runs from base 1 to 402 and encodes 133 amino acids.
AUGCGCGUCAUCGCCGUGUCCAUUAACAACGUCGAUGGCAAGGCUGCAGACAUGUCGCCCCAGAUCGGCGCCGCGAGUGGCACUGAAUUCUCCGGCAUUAUUGCUGCCCUCGGCUCCCAUGUUGUGAGCGACGUGUGGCGCGAGGACAAGGGCAUGCGGCCAGUCAAGGUUGGCGCCCACGCCUUUGGUGUCACCUUUGGCAACAACCCCCUGCGACCUCGAAAUGGCGCCUUUGCGGACUACGUCGCCUGUGCCCAAACUCUUGAUCUGGCACAUGCCCGAGGGGCUGCGCUCGCGACCGUGGGACUCCCCCUUUUCAACUACAUGUAUCUUGAGCUCCAGCCCCUCUUGCAUUUCACUAUUGAAUCGAAAUCUUUCACGCACAUGUCUGAGGUCAAGUGAUGA